CACAUAGCUUUCUGUACUAUAGCAAGGGAAGAGUGAGAGUAGCUUCCAAGGGAGACAUAAAAGAGAGGCAGCAACUACCACCAAUACUUCUACUUCCUCAAGAAUCUCUCCUCUUCUUUUCUAUCCAAGAACCGCUCAAAAGCUCGAACCUUGCGCAAUCUUUUUAAAUCCUCCCGACCAUUUCCUCCGGGUUUGAUUCUGGGCAGAGAUUGCGAGGGGAAAGAUACGAGCUUUUCUUGGCUUCUUUCCCCUGCAUUGGGAAAGAUACGAGCUGUUGCUGUUCUUGGGAAGAACAGCUUGGGACAUUCUUGGGUUGGGGUUUGAUUCCCAGGGGAAGAAAGCAUGAGGCUAUGGUUUCUCAUACCUCUUCUUCUCUGUUUCCCUACAUUGAUUCGAUCCGAGGAUUACUCGGAUGUGACCAUCGUCGUUCGGGGUGCUGAGACGAUCGCUUCGACCAGCAACGAGUUCAUUUGCGCCACCAUUGAUUGGUGGCCUCCAGAGAAGUGCAAUUAUGACCAGUGUCCAUGGGGGCAAGCUUCUAUCUUAAAUUUGGACUUGACUAAUCCUUUGCUAGCUAAAGCUAUCCAAGCCUUUAGCCCUCUACGUAUCAGACUUGGAGGUUCCUUACAAGAUCAGGUGGUGUAUGGCACGCCGAAUUUAGGAUCUCCAUGCACCCCAUUUUCAAAGAGUUCAAGUGGCCUGUUUGGAUUUUCUCAAGGAUGCAUAACCAUGGAAAGAUGGGAUGCUAUUAAUAAGAUCUUUAUGGAUACAGGUGCAGUUGUUACAUUCGGCCUUAACGCGCUUCAAGGGCGACAGCAGAUGGGCAGAGGUGUUUGGGGAGGUGCUUGGAAUUCCAGUAAUGCUCGGGAGUUCAUGGAGUACACUGUUUCGAUGAACUACCCUAUAGACUCAUGGGAAUUUGGUAAUGAGUUGAGUGGAAGUGGAAUUGGUGCAAGUGUUGGAGCUGAACAAUAUGGAAAAGAUAUAAUUGAGCUCAAGAACAUCAUCAGCCAGUUAUAUGGAAACUCUAGGAAACCAUUGGUGGUUGCCCCAGGAGGAUUCUAUGACCAAAAAUGGUAUGCUCAGCUUCUUGAUAUCUCUGGUCCAAAUGUUCUCGACACAAUGACUCAUCAUAUUUACAAUCUUGGUGCUGGUAACGAUCCGCAAGUUGCAAAUAGGAUCUUGAAUCCGCAGUAUUUGAGCCAGAGCUCUGAUACAUUCAGAGAUCUCCAAAUGACGAUACAGCGGCAUGGACCAUGGUCUGCUCCCUGGGUUGGGGAAGCUGGUGGUGCAUAUAACAGUGGCAGCCGAAAAGUGUCUAAUACUUUCCUGAAUAGCUUCUGGUAUCUUGAUCAGCUUGGUCAGUCAGCAAAGUAUGACACAAAGGUUUACUGCAGACAGACUUUGAUUGGAGGCAACUAUGGCCUUCUUGAUACCGAAACUUUUGUUCCAAACCCUGAUUACUACAGUGCCUUGCUGUGGCAUCGGCUCAUGGGGAAGGGAGUUAUUUCCUUAGACACCAGCGGUUCUUCGUACUUGCGUGCCUAUGCGCAUUGCGGAAAGCAAAAGGGCGGCGUCGCGCUCCUCAUGCUCAACCUGAACAAGAACAUGGGAUUCAUGGUCUCAGUCAGAAAUGACCUCAACAUUAAUUUCAGAGAAAUGGCAGGGAUAAAGAGGGACAACUCCUUUGUCCAUGGCCUGAAGAGGACAGUCUCCUGGGUUGGGAGCAAAGCCUCGGAUGGGCUGGAGAAGAGGGAGGAGUACCAUCUGACUCCACAGGAUGGCAACCCUUUUGCCAGGACAGUGCUGCUCAAUGGAGCUCCUCUUCAGCUCACUGGAGAUGGUGACAUCCCUUCACUGCCACCAGUGAUGGUCUCAGUCAAUUCCCCAAUCUAUGUCGCCCCGCUGUCGAUCGCGUUCGUCGUCUUCCCAGAUUUCGAGGCUGAAGGUUGCGAACGAUGAUUUCGAGUUUAGAUAGAAAUAUCAUGAGGUUUUUCUUUUCUGAUGUGAUGAUAUAGGUGUUCUCAGGGUUACAUCCACUGUAAAGAUUUUUCUGUGUUUCUAGUUUUUUCCCCAAUUGGGCUAUAUAUAGAAUAACUUGAUUCCAGUGUUUACUGAUCAGUAUGUAGCAAGCCUGCAGUUCCAUUCCCUUCUAUGUUUGGUUGGGUCACAAUGAAGCACAUUUGAUGUAGUGAUAUCAUGCUCAUGUUCCGCAUACUAUAUAAAAAAUGUACAUGUGAAAGAAAAA
Molecule: messenger RNA, 2248 nt
Organism: Oryza sativa Japonica Group (Japanese rice)
Lineage: Eukaryota; Viridiplantae; Streptophyta; Magnoliopsida; Poales; Poaceae
Product: heparanase-like protein 1
Cellular component (GO): membrane; plant-type cell wall
Molecular function (GO): beta-glucuronidase activity
Source: RefSeq, a predicted model, not a curated record